AUGGCCACGCUUAAGGACAGUAAGCCUCGCUCUUUAAAGCCAUUGACUAGUUCAGCUGCGCCUAAAAUCACAAAGUCCAUGAAGAUGAUUGCAAGUACGAAGCUGGCUCGCGCGCAAAAGGCAAUGGACUGCGGCAGAAUCUAUGGGGCAGCAACGCAAAGUAAGCCCUUGAUUGUACAUGGUCCGUUCCCCUCGCCAGCGCAAAACGAAAACUUUGCUCCUCUACUUAUCGCGGUGUCUUCCGACAGGGGGUUGUGUGGUUCGAUCCACUCAUCGAUCUCUAAAUUGGUCAAGAAGAGCGUCAAAGACACAAUUAGAGAAAUGCCAAACUCCUCACCCGCAGUGCUAGUGCUUGGAGAUAAGGCGAAACCACAAAUUGCGCGCGAAGCGAGGUCUUAUAUUACAGGCCACUUUAAUCAAUUGGGAAGAGUGAUCCCUGUCUUCCUUGAUGCCUCUAAUAUCGUAGAUACUUUAGAAAAAGAGUUUCCCAUCAAGCCGUCGGUGAUAAAAAUUUUCUAUAACCACUUCAAAUCAGUUAUUGCCUUUGAAAGCAGUGAAAUUACCGCCUUGCGGGCGGAUUCUCUCCUGUCCAUAGACGGCAUUGAAAAGUAUGAGGUUGACGAAGAGGCACUAAUGAACUAUGGCGACUUUUUAUUUGCUAGCCAGCUUUUUUGGACCCUCUCAGAGGGUCAUGCCGCCGAAAUGGCCGCCAAGCGAACGGCAAUGGAAAAUGCCACAAAGAAUGCAGGCAAGUGGUCCAUAUUAUAA
Messenger RNA from Mitosporidium daphniae, 768 nucleotides. Its product is annotated as ATP synthase subunit gamma. The record is from RefSeq and is a predicted model, not a curated record. The transcript has 4 exons. The coding region runs from base 1 to 768 and encodes 255 amino acids. NCBI's taxonomy places the organism in Eukaryota, Fungi, Microsporidia. Gene Ontology annotation, molecular function: proton-transporting ATP synthase activity, rotational mechanism. Gene Ontology annotation, biological process: proton motive force-driven ATP synthesis.